Messenger RNA from Zymoseptoria tritici IPO323, 1239 nucleotides. RefSeq lists its product as uncharacterized. Gene Ontology annotation, molecular function: translation initiation factor activity; RNA 7-methylguanosine cap binding. The coding region runs from base 175 to 1239 and encodes 354 amino acids. The record is from RefSeq and is a predicted model, not a curated record. Gene Ontology annotation, cellular component: eukaryotic translation initiation factor 4F complex; cytoplasm. Lineage: Eukaryota; Fungi; Ascomycota; Dothideomycetes; Mycosphaerellales; Mycosphaerellaceae. Gene Ontology annotation, biological process: translational initiation. The transcript is spliced from 2 exons.
AUCUCAUCUCUCGAUCCAAUCAUUCGCUUUCCACUCUUGCUGCCGUUGAAAAGAACGCCUCUACUCCGCCUCGAACGACCGCCUGUAUCCUCUCCCCGCCUCCCACCAUCAUAGCCAUUGCGGGUUGCUUUUGGGCGCUCUUCAUACCCUCGACGGUCCAGCAUUAUUCAUUCAAUGGAGAAGGGUACUGACAACAGCCCGUCGAAUCUCUGGACCCGUCGAUCGAACAGCAGUAAAAUCAGCCUUUCCACGAACAAAUCCGACCGCAACGAUACCACAGACUCUGCCCCCGGUAGCAAAAGAUUUGGCACAUCAAGUAGCCACGGGAAGAAUAAUACGUUCAACUCGAUCGGUAGCAUCUCCACCAGUGCGGUAGCCUCUCCGACGAGCGCCGGGGCUUCGUCUGCAUUCGGAUUGGGUAGCGGAGCCUUCGCAAGCUUUGGAAACGCUGGCAAGACACCCAAAACGCCUGGAUCCUCGAUUGACCUUAGCAAACAAGCGAGCGAGAAGAAGGAUUCGUCAGAGGAGCAAGCCAAGGACACUCGAAGACCGCCUGCACGCAAGUCUGCGUCGGCUCUGCGUCAACCCAGCUCUGCAGUAGACACAACAACACAACAAUCCUCGAAAGAUGUUGUAGGAGGCUGGCCGCUUAAGAACGGUUGGGUGAUCUAUUACCGUCCUCCUACAAACAAGAACAGCGAUUACGAGAAGUCUAUCAAGCCUCUCUGUAAGGUGCAGUCUGCGCAGGCGUUCUGGACAGUGUACACACAUCUCAAGCGACCCAGCGAUCUUCCCACGGUCAGCGACUAUCACAUUUUCAGAGAAGGCAUACGUCCGGUGUGGGAGGAUGAGGAGAACAAGCGCGGUGGAAAGUGGACAAUGCGUUUGAAGAAGGGCGUCGCGGAUAGGUACUGGGAGGAGCUUCUUCUGGCGCUUGUCGGCGACCAAUUUGUGGAAGCUGGCGAGGAGGUCUGCGGUGCUGUUGUCAGUGUGCGCCAGGGCGAGGAUGUCUUCUCCAUCUGGACCAAGAACGACGGCGGUCGCAACAUCAAGAUUCGAGAGACUAUCAAGCGUGUGCUCAAUCUGCCGGCGGAUACCAACCUUCAGUGGCGCAGCCACGACGAGAGUAUUACGCAGCGACAUGCCGUGGAUCAGGCCCGCCAGGAGAAGGCCAACCAGGACAAGCGCCGUAGCACUCUUGGAAAUGAAAAGGAGGGAGGAGAGCAGUCCAAGGCGUAG